Molecule: messenger RNA, 714 nt
Organism: Helicoverpa armigera (cotton bollworm)
Lineage: Eukaryota; Metazoa; Arthropoda; Insecta; Lepidoptera; Noctuidae
Exons: 3
Coding region: 1-714 (237 amino acids)
Source: RefSeq, a predicted model, not a curated record
AUGCUGCUUAUGAAGAUCUUAGAGAAAAAAGGAGGUGCUGGUGGCGGCGGAGGCGGCGGGGGUGGAGGUGACGGAGGAUGGGCAACCGGUGGCGGCGGCGGUGGCGCCUGGAUGCCAGCAGGUGGACCAGAUUACGGAGGAGGCGGCGGAGGAGGUGGGGGAGGGGGUUACGAUGCAAACGGACAAUGGCAAAGCAGAUCCAUACUAGAUCUUGGUGAAAAAGAAGAAAUUAUUGAGAACAAACCCAUAAUAUCUUAUGUAGCACCUGUAGUUCGAUACAACAAUAAAAAAAUUGAAACACCUAACAAAGAUAAUGAUGUCAACCAUGUAAAAAACGAUGGGAAUACUGUCAAAUCACGAAGGAAAAGAAGCAUUAUUGAUGUACUACAAAACUCUUAUAUUUAUUGGAUGAACAAGCUUUUAGGUAUCAACAGCAACAGACGAACUUCGAACAACUAUCCGAAAUACAAAAUGGUGAAUGGAGUAAAGUACGUUUUCUAUCCAUAUCGUCAACAAAAACUGAAGAUGCCUAAAGAAAUUCAGAGUAAUAGAAUCAAAACUGUUGAUGAAGGUUUUAAACCUAUUAUAACAGCUGAAGAUUUUAACAAAGGAGAAAUAGUCGAAGGAGCAGUGGAAAGUCGAAUGAAUAGGAAGAAGAUGAACAAAAUGAAAGAAACGGUUAAUGAAACUUUGGAUGAUAAUCCAUGGGAAUGA